Messenger RNA from Eruca vesicaria subsp. sativa (arugula), 249 nucleotides. Lineage: Eukaryota; Viridiplantae; Streptophyta; Magnoliopsida; Brassicales; Brassicaceae. The record is from the annotation of a GenBank genome assembly.
AUGCACUAUGAUGCAGAUUUAAAACAAGAAGAUGAUAGAAAACAGAUCCGGGGGGGGGGAGGGAGGAGGCAGAAGAAGCUUGAUGGCGGAGGAGGCAUAAGAAGCCUGACGGCGGAGAAGGCUGGGCGAGCAUAUCAGUUCGUCGUUUCAACCGUUACACCGGUGGCUCUACACCAGACUGAGUCCCCGCUUAACCCAUGGCAUCCGGAGCAGGUGGAGAAGCCGGUGGCGGAGCGGUGGAGGCGUUGA